UAUGACGAGGGUUUUUGAAGUGAUUAAUGAGAAAAGAGAGUGGAGAGAAAUGGCGACGACAGCCGCAGCGCGCACGCUUCUGUCAAGACCCGUAACCUUCGUAACGGGGAAUGCCAAGAAGCUUGAGGAAGUCCGGGCCAUCUUAGGUCAUUCCAUUCCCUUUUCCUCUCUCAAGCUCGACCUGCCAGAACUGCAAGGGGAGCCUGAAGAGAUUUCUAGAGAGAAGGCCCGUUUGGCUGCAAAAGAGGUAAAUGGACCUGUGCUCGUUGAAGAUACUUGCCUCUGUUUUAAUGCUCUUAAUGGUCUCCCAGGACCUUACAUCAAGUGGUUUCUGGAGAAGAUUGGUCAUGAAGGUCUGAACAAUCUACUGAAGGCUUAUGACGAUAAAUCAGCUUAUGCACUGUGUGUAUUUUCUCUUGCUCUUGGGCCUGAUGUGGAACCCAUAACAUUUGUCGGAAAAACUCAGGGGAAGAUAGUACCUCGGAGGGGGCCGGCGGAUUUCGGAUGGGAUCCCAUCUUUCAGCCUGAUGGCUACCAGGAGACCUACGCUGAGAUGCCAAAGGAAGAAAAGAACAAGAUUUCGCACCGAUCCAAAGCUCUCGCCAUGGUGAAAUCUCACUUUGCCACGGCUGAUUAUACCUUUCAUGAAGAUUAAUCCAAUUUGGGAGCUCACUCUGCAAAAGACCCAAAGUCCUCCCUAAACCAGCUGAUGAUUUGAACCGCUUCUGCAUGCCAUCGUUUAGCACCAGAUUAAUGCUCUCUCAAGGUUUGUUUUCCUAAUAUACCUAUCUAGGAAUAUCCUUCAAAAUAUUUUAAAAAAUAUAUAUACUUGUCUAGGAAUGCAAUCACAAAGCAUUCUUUUUAAAAACCUAAUUUGAAGGGUUGGAACAGAAAAACAAAAGGUUCUCUUAA
Molecule: messenger RNA, 912 nt
Organism: Magnolia sinica
Lineage: Eukaryota; Viridiplantae; Streptophyta; Magnoliopsida; Magnoliales; Magnoliaceae
Product: inosine triphosphate pyrophosphatase
Exons: 8
Coding region: 2-655 (217 amino acids)
Biological process (GO): nucleoside triphosphate catabolic process
Cellular component (GO): cytoplasm
Molecular function (GO): nucleoside triphosphate diphosphatase activity
Source: RefSeq, a predicted model, not a curated record